Candidozyma auris is the source of this 963-nucleotide messenger RNA. RefSeq names its product rRNA-binding ribosome biosynthesis protein RPF2 (gene RPF2). Lineage: Eukaryota; Fungi; Ascomycota; Pichiomycetes; Serinales; Metschnikowiaceae. The transcript has 2 exons. Bases 1 to 963 code for a protein of 320 amino acids. The record is from RefSeq and is a predicted model, not a curated record. Gene Ontology annotation, molecular function: rRNA binding. Gene Ontology annotation, biological process: maturation of LSU-rRNA from tricistronic rRNA transcript (SSU-rRNA, 5.8S rRNA, LSU-rRNA); ribosomal large subunit assembly. Gene Ontology annotation, cellular component: nucleolus.
AUGAUCAGAACAAUCAAACCAAAGAACGCCCGUUCCAAGAGAGCGUUGGCUAACAAGGAGGCGAAACUUGUGGAAAACACAAAAAGUGCCCUUUUUGUUCCUGGAUCCACAGGCAACAAAUUCUUACACGAUGCCAUGGUGGACUUGAUGGCCUUGAAGAAACCCGAUGCCAAAAUGUUCACCAAGAAGAAUGAAGUAAGACCUUUCGAGGAUGCCUCCACCCUCGAAUUCUUUUCCGAGAAGAACGAUACCUCCUUGAUGGUGUUCUCCACAUCCAACAAGAAAAGACCCAACACCCUUGUUUUCACUAGGUUCUUCAAUCACGCAGUCUAUGAUAUGAUCGAAUUAUCGAUUCAAAAUAACCACAAGCUCAUCACCGAAUUCAAGAAGCUCACGUUUAAUAUUGGUCUCAAACCAAUGUUCACAUUCAACGGCCCUGCUUUCGACUCCCAUCCAGUAUAUCAGCAAGUGAAGUCAUUGUUCAUGGACUUUUACCGUGGUGACCAGACUGACCUUCAGGACGUGGCGGGUUUGCAAUACAUCAUCUCUCUCUCCGUUGCCGAAAUCGAGGACCCAAAUUCCAAGGAGUUACCACUAGUGCAUUUCAGAGUAUACAAGUUGAAGUCAUACAGGAGUGGGCAGAAGUUGCCCCGUGUUGAGGUGGACGAAAUAGGCCCCAGAUUUGACUUCAAGAUCGGCAGGAGAUUGACUCCUGCGCCAGAGGUCGAAAAGGAGGCGCUUGCCAAACCCAAGCAGCUCCAGCCAAAGGAGAAGAAGAAUGUUACGAUGGACUCUAUGGGUGAUAAGGUGGCCAAGAUCCACGUGGGCAACCAGGACUUGAGCAAGUUGCAGACAAGGAAGAUGAAGGGUCUCAAGCUGAAGUAUGACCAGGUCGACGAAACAGAGUUCGACGAGGAGGAUUACAUCGAAGAGCCAGCAGAGAAGAAGCAAAGAACUGAGUAA